AUGAGAGUGGGGCUGAUUGACUGGGCCGGGAGCUACCUGUCCAACGAGUGCUUCCGGGAUGGCGUCACUGCCCUGGGAAAGACAUUGGGCAGGAAACAGACCUGGGAGCUGCGGGUGAGCCAGAAAUGCGGGAAGCAAGUGGUGGUGGAGCUGCUGGGACACCAAGGCCACCACUUGCUGGUGGACCCCGACGGCGGGGUCCGGUGCGGGCACCCCGCCACCCCGGGGCAAAGCCAGUUCCUGCUGCAGCUGCACGGGGACGGCGCCUGGACCCUGCAGCAGCUGGACGGCGGCAAGUUCCUGGAGUCGGACGGGGAGAACGUGCUCUGUGUGUCCCACCAGCCCCGCGCCCCCCGCCACCUGUGGCUGCCCCAGCCGGCCAUCCAUGCCCACGUGGCGCUGUAUCCCCCUGCCAGCCGGUGCUACGCCCGUGCUGAUCCCCAUGUGGACCAGGUGUGGGUGGCCCAGCCCGUGCCCUCCGGCCAGGAGUGUGGCUUUGUGCUGCGCUUCCGUGGCAGCCUGUGCCACGUGGAGACGGCUGCCCACACGUAUGUGUCCCGGGCGGAGAAGCUGGCCCCGCAGCCCUCGGCGGACACUGCGUUCCGCCUCAGCCUGGUGCCCGGGGGCCUGGCCAGCCUGAGCCACCCCGACGGGCGCGUGCUGUGCCCCCAGGGCGGGCGACGGCUCCUAGGCCUCGUGGACCAGCCCUCGGAAGAAGACAGGUGGUUCGUGCUGAAGAGGUGCCCCACAUGGGUCAGCCUGCGAACCCAGGCCAGGAGAUACGUGUCCAUCAUCUGCGACACAGAAGUGUACGCCGGCACUGACAAAGUGACACCCAAGUCCGUGUUCCUUUACGAGUAUGACCGAGACACCAAGACGGUGCAGUUCAAAGCUAUCAACAACAGCUACCUGGCCCAGAGGAAAUCCAAGAGCAUCGUGGCCAAUGGGCUGCGCAUGGAGCCGGAGACCAACUUCCGCAUCACCUGGCACCACGGGCAGGUCGUCCUGCAAGCUUUCAAUGGCCGGUACUUGGGCACCCUGCCUGUGGGGUUGGUGGUGGCCAGUGCCGCGCAGCCGGGGCCCAACGAGGUGUUUGGGGUGCGCCUGUCCAACCGCCCCUUCCUGGUGCUGCACGGGCGGUACGGCUACGUGGGGAGCUCCGCCUGUCACGAGGCCCUGCAAUGCAACUUGGCGGACCCUGACUGCACUGAGCUGCUGCCCUGCGUGCAGGGCAUCUACCACUUCCAAGCUCAUGGCAGGGGCUUCUGGUCUCUAUCCUCGGACGGCACCUUCAGGACCGGGGGGAAGUUUGCCUUGAACUUCUACCUCGAGAUGCGCGGGAACAAUGUGCUGGCUGUCCUGGCACCCAAUGGCUACUACCUGCGUGGGGACCGGAGCGGGAUGCUGUGGGCAGACGGCGAGGAGGUCACCAGCGAGUGCCUCUGGGAGUUUUAG
Molecule: messenger RNA, 1455 nt
Organism: Alligator sinensis (Chinese alligator)
Lineage: Eukaryota; Metazoa; Chordata; Crocodylia; Alligatoridae
Gene: FSCN3
Product: fascin actin-bundling protein 3
Exons: 6
Coding region: 1-1455 (484 amino acids)
Biological process (GO): cell migration; actin filament bundle assembly; establishment or maintenance of cell polarity
Cellular component (GO): filopodium; microvillus; lamellipodium
Molecular function (GO): actin filament binding; protein-macromolecule adaptor activity
Source: RefSeq, a predicted model, not a curated record